Messenger RNA from Myxozyma melibiosi, 2244 nucleotides. Its product is annotated as Sodium/hydrogen exchanger family-domain-containing protein. The transcript has 8 exons. The record is from RefSeq and is a predicted model, not a curated record. Gene Ontology annotation, biological process: vacuolar acidification; proton transmembrane transport; sodium ion transport. NCBI's taxonomy places the organism in Eukaryota, Fungi, Ascomycota, Lipomycetes, Lipomycetales, Lipomycetaceae. Gene Ontology annotation, cellular component: early endosome; fungal-type vacuole membrane; late endosome. The coding region runs from base 233 to 1822 and encodes 529 amino acids. Gene Ontology annotation, molecular function: sodium:proton antiporter activity; potassium:proton antiporter activity.
AGCGGUUCUUCUAACUCUCGCCGAAUCGUCACAUUCCACAGUUUUAUAAAGCACAUAGAACCAACUGUGCUUGGAAUAUAAACCAAGAGAGAUAUAUUCUACGGAGAAACUAGUGCUAACUGCUUGAAUCCACGAAUAUCCUCAAACUGAGGAGUUCUUAGCGGCGUACGCGUCCAUCUUCUAAUCAUCAUCAAAACACCCGAACCAAGGUCGCGGGCAGUUACUGUCAAAGAUGCUGUCUCUUUUAGGAACAACAAUUUUGGAGAGCUUGAGUAAACGACAAGAGACAGACUUCAACGGGAACCCAGAAGACGAUGGGGUCAGUGAUCCAAGUCAGCAAGAGCAGUACUCCUCUUGGGCUCUGUUCAUCUUGAUUGUGCUCUUGAUCGGAUCGCUUUGGACAAGUUACUAUCUGCAGAUUCGCAAGAUCCAGAGCGUACACGAGACAGUGGUUUCCAUUCUUUCGGGAAUGGUUGUUGGACUGAUCAUCCGUUUUUCGGCGAACCAGUAUAUUCGCGAUGCGGUCUCAUUCAAGUCGUCGUUCUUCUUCAACUUGCUUUUGCCUCCAAUUAUUCUUAACUGUGGUUAUGAGUUACAUCUGGCCAAUUUCUCAAGGAAUAUAGGUACUAUCUUGACUUUUGCAUUUGCUGGUACCUUUGUGUCAGCAGUAGUCUUAGGAUGUAUACUGUACAUAUGGGCAUUCAUCGGCCUGGAAGGUCUAAACAUCCCGUUUGUGACCGCGCUUGGGGUUGGCGCAACACUCUCGGCGACCGAUCCGGUUACGAUUCUAUCGAUCUUCAAUGCCUACCAAGUUGAUCCGAAACUAUACACGAUUAUUUUUGGCGAGAGCAUGUUGAACGAUGCUGUUUCUAUCGUCAUGUUUGAAACGACACAGCAGCUGCACGGUGAGGCAACAGGAAUACGGGGAAUGUUUGCGGGUAUUGGCAUCUUUUUGAUGACAUUCACCAUAUCUUUACUUAUCGGCGCCAUCGUGGGCGUACUGACAGCCAUGGUUCUGCGCUAUUCGAAAGUGAACACCUUCCAAUCGAUCGAGACCUGUCUUAUCAUCCUUUUUGCCUACGGGUCAUACUUUUUCUCAAACGGGUGUCACAUGUCUGGCAUUGUAUCACUGCUUUUCUGCGGUGUCACUUUGAAGCAUUAUGCGUACUUCAACAUGUCGCGACGGUCACAGCUGGCGGUCAAACUCAUAUUCCAGACGCUCGCUCAAUUGUCAGAGAACUUUAUCUUCAUAUACUUGGGUUUGUCGUUGUUCACUGAGGUGACGCUGGUAUAUAAGCCCGUUCUGAUCGUGGUGACUAUGGUCGGUAUCUGUGUUGCUCGAUGGGCAGCCGUUUUCCCGCUCUCAAAGCUGAUUAAUUUUGUAUUGCGAGCGCGAGCGCGUGCUACUGGAGGAGUCCAACCAGAGCAACUGUCGCAAAAAUACCAAAUAAUGCUCUUUUGGGCAGGAUUACGCGGCGCAGUCGGUGUCGCGCUCGCGGUCGGACUGGAAGGCGAAGACGCGGAUGCUCUGCGUGCGACGGUGCUUGUGGUGGUCGUGCUGACGGUUAUAGUCUUUGGCGGUACGACUGCUCGGAUGCUUGAGAUUUUGGGCAUCGCGACCGGCGUGCCACCCGAAGAAGAGGACGACGACGAGUUCCUUGCUAAUCUGGGCCUGGGCCUGCCGAGCUUGCUGUCGCCGAUACCCAGCGGGAAUGUGAGCACUUCGAACAUUGCGCCGCAGGGCCGGAGCGGCUCUGUGAGCGCAAGUGGGAAUGGGAAUGGGAUCGUAGGAUCGGGUGUGAGAGCUACGGAAGACAAUUGACGGGAGAAAUGGUUAACUCAGGGAACAGGAUGGCUCUACAAGGUAGUUGGACCACUGUAGUGCAUCGGAUAACCAGAUGAAGGUCGGACGGCUAGAGAAGCAUGGUAAUUCGGUAUAGAGUGUCUCUCUAGACCCAGGAAUAGAUCCUUGAGCAUAUGAAUGACAUGUUAAUUGGGUUAGGGGCUACUUAAUGAUUGGCGCUCAGGGUCUACCGGUGUUUCGGGGUGCAACCUGAGCCAAGCUCAGUGUAUUGGAUGAUAGCCAGGCGCGAGAGGAAUACAAUUGCACCAGCGAUGCAUUAAAACAACAUGAAAACUCAUAGAAGCAUACAGACAGCAAAUGGUGCAUUCAUCAGCCUAAUCAGCGGUCUGGCUGCAGCAAAGCUCGGUCAAGGUACGUGCAGCAGAGAGCCGCCGACGUAC